Molecule: messenger RNA, 1024 nt
Organism: Raphanus sativus (radish)
Lineage: Eukaryota; Viridiplantae; Streptophyta; Magnoliopsida; Brassicales; Brassicaceae
Exons: 9
Coding region: 108-590 (160 amino acids)
Biological process (GO): mRNA splicing, via spliceosome
Cellular component (GO): catalytic step 2 spliceosome
Molecular function (GO): protein binding
Source: RefSeq, a predicted model, not a curated record
GUUGCGCUCUGUCAAGCGUAUCAGCUGGUUUCGAUCGUUCGCUACGUGUAUGGGACUGCAGAUUUCACAGUGUUGAGCCGAUCAUUGAUACCUUUUUGGAUACAGUGAUGUCAGUUGUUUUAACAAAGACUGAGAUUAUUGGUGGUAAUGUCGAUGGAUCUGUUCGAACCUAUGACAUGCGUCUCAGUAGGGAGAUGUCGGAUAACUUAGGACAACCGGUUAAUUGCAUAUCGAUAUCAAACGAUGGAAACUGCGUUUUAGCUGGUUGCUUGGACUCUACUCUGCGUCUACUUGACCGAACCACAGGAGUCCUUCUCCAAGUCUAUAAAGGUCAUAUUUCUAAGGUGGUCUGGAUCACAGGGGUUAACCAAGGGAUUGGGGAAGCUCUUGCUAAACAGUUUGCAAGUUUAGGUGCCAAGCUUAUUCUUUCUGAUAGGACUGAAGCUGAGAUGGUUCGGCUUAAAAGUGAGCUCAAAGGUAAAUAUGCACCAGAACAUGUCCGCGUUUUUCGUUUUGCUUUAUCAAGCAGUAGCAUCGAAGUGUGGCUCAGAGAUGUUGUAGCCGCAGCAGUGACUCAUUUCCGUGAUUGAUCCACAACACUGCCUACGAGCUUCUGUCAUUAAAAACCGAUUGUUGCCUCACUAUCUCGGAUGCACAUGUAAUUGGAGGAUCGGAGGAUGGACUAUUGGAAUGGUUUACUUCUGGGAUUUGGUAGAUGCAAAAGUGGUAUCGAAAUUUCGAGCUCAUUAUUUAGUGGUUACAAGCGUGAGUUAUCACCCCAAGGAAGAUUGCAUGUUGACUUCUUCAGUGGAUGGUACAGUUUGUGUCUGGAAAAUAUGAAGAAAGAAUGAUGUUAAUCGGGUUACCCUUUACUGGGUUACAAUAGCUGGUUCAUGGAGUGAAAUCUUUUGAAAGUUUGAAGCUUAAUAAUAGUGAAAGAUCGUUGAUAUGUUACGGAUGAAGUCGAAUGAAUGUUGGUACAUUUUAUAAUUUUCUUAAAGUCAAAUCAAAUGGUUUGAUCGUC